GCGAGCAGAGUGGCCCCCCAACCCGAUUGAGCCCACUCGCAUCCGCCCCGGGACGAGCGCAUGGAUGACGACUUGCCCUCCUCCAGCUUGAGCCAAGUCGCCUUCGCCCGUCGUCCUGCUCGCGUGGUCUGCUGGACUUUGACACUUGGAAGCCGUGUAUCCGCCCCCCGUUCGUCAUCCGUGAGGGGAACGGCCCACACCAGAGUGGAAGCAUCGGAGCCGCUGGAGAGUCGAGCGCCUGCGAGACUGAGACAGAGCUGUCUCUGGCUGGGCCGGGUGGGAUGGCUGCAAAGCAACGGAGCCUGGCACGGCUUGCACGGCUCAGGUUGCCCGUUGAUACGAUCGGUGCUGGCGGUGCUGCUGAUGCUGGCGGUGCUGCGUUUGAUCCAGGUCCCAGCCACAUAACUCUACAUGGCCCGUCCUCGAGUUGUCUGGCCCAUGCGCGCUCCUGCCGUUUCUAUUCUAAUUCAGUGCCGUCCGAUUCAUCCCAUUCCUUGUCCGUCCGCGACCCCCCAGCAACUUUGCAGACCGCAACACUGCUGACCCCCGGCAGCCCUACUAAGCCGUCUCUCAACCCGUUCCAGCCACUGCCUCCUCCUCUGUCUCGAUUGCUGUGGCACAGAGGCAUCCCAAUAUAUAAGUCAUUACCUCGGGGCCGUGGGUCGGACGGAGCGACACAGACCCCUUUCUCUGCGGCACAUCCUCGAGCUCAGCCCAGCUGCCUCAGCCGCGGCGGACACCCCAACGCCGUCAGACAUUUGGGCCUCCCCACCCAUCCGCCAGUCGAGGACUUGGCAGCUCUCCCGCCCUGAGCAUCGCGUCCGAGCUCGUCUUCAGCUCCACGCCGCCCUGCAGGGCCCGCCUGCAAGUUGGAGGACGGUACCGUACCACGGUAAAGGUAUGCUCACUCAC
Molecule: messenger RNA, 912 nt
Organism: Microdochium trichocladiopsis
Lineage: Eukaryota; Fungi; Ascomycota; Sordariomycetes; Xylariales; Microdochiaceae
Exons: 1
Coding region: 282-812 (176 amino acids)
Source: RefSeq, a predicted model, not a curated record